Messenger RNA from Kwoniella shivajii, 1593 nucleotides. RefSeq lists its product as uncharacterized. The transcript has 2 exons. Gene Ontology annotation, molecular function: protein binding. NCBI's taxonomy places the organism in Eukaryota, Fungi, Basidiomycota, Tremellomycetes, Tremellales, Cryptococcaceae. The record is from RefSeq and is a predicted model, not a curated record. Bases 1 to 1593 code for a protein of 530 amino acids.
AUGACCUCGCGCCUUCCGCGGCAGUGCGGGCUGCUAGAUCUCCCACAGGAAGUACUCUUUCAAAUCACAUCUCAUCUCGACAGUCGUUCUGCUACAUCACUUUCCACUGUCUGUCUUCAACUUCAACCAUCAGCUGAAUCUCGAGUAUGGGAAAGUAUCGGCAUAACGCAAAGUGACAUCUUUGGAACCGAUACAACAUCUCGUCUAAGUUCUUUCCAGUCUCCGCCAUUUGGGGAAAAUGAGGUUGAAGAAGAAGAGGAAAAAGAAGAUGAUCUUUCUGACAGUCUCGCUAAAACUCAUUCGAAUAUAUGGGCUCUAAGAUCUCAAUCACUCAUUUUUCAUUUGAAUCACUUGCUUGAGCGACAAAGCUGGAGGAAGGGAUUUGUCAAGAGGUUAGAUUUGCAGUUGCGGCUUGAGAUACCAUUGGAUCUAGCAAAGCUCUUAAAGUCUUUACCCAGUUUGAGGGAAUUUGUAUUAUCGUUUCCUACUGCUUCUUCAAAUACGCUGGCGAAUCAAAGCCUCAGAGAAUUUAUAACCACCUUACAGCUCUUUCAGUCUCUGGAAAAAAGUCCACUUGUCCGACUCAAGAUGCUCAAAGUGACGGUCACCGAUAACUGGAGUCUCACAGUACAGUCCAUGCUCAAAUCAGCUCCUGGUAUUCAAGUACUUCAUAUCGGAAGCCAAAUAGGGGAUAGAGGGUACCACCAAAGACUUGAAGAUGUUCAAGAGAAACUCGGAUCAUUGCCAUGCUUGAAGGUAUUAUCAGUUGAAGAUAUGCAACCUUCCUUCACAAACACUUUGGACGAUGUUGUGAAAGCUGCGCCAUAUCUGAAAGAAGUAUCACUUAGAGAUCAAGUCCUGUCAUGGCGCCCGGAUAAGCAAGACGGUCUGUUGAAAUCUAUGAGUAAACUCAAGGGAUUGAAAGAGUUGGAAACUUCCUCAAGAUGCAUAGAUGCCAUCACUUCACUAGAUGGCUGGACCGAAGUGGAGAGCCUGAUAAUUACGUGGACCGCUGGCAUGCUCAAAGAAAGCGAGAUCAUAGGAAGGAUCAUUCCCCCUUUACCAAGAUUGAGAAGAUAUCAAAUUAACCUAUCGACAUAUGCAUCAUCCCAUCAUGCUUGGCAACACCUCGCCGAGCCUCGUCUGGGUGCUAUGUCAACACUGAUUUCUCGCUUGCCUCUAGACCUUGUCCAUGCGCCAAGUCUGGGAAUCAUCCAGUGUCCAGGCUACGAAACAUCCCAGAACUCAUUGAUGAGCAAUGGUGAUAUCCCCAAGCUUGAUUGGAAAGAUCCGCUAUUCCAAGGGAUAAUCGUUUACUCGUAUGAGAAUGAGAAAGGGGAUGAGUUGGUUCAUUGUCGAUCAAAGGUCCGAUCACAGCUGGAAACGAGGUCACCUUUGGUAGAUAUUUUUGCAGGAUGGGAAGAGCACGGGUAUUAUAACUGGAAACCGAUACCGACAAGAGUACUAGCUGGAGUUUACGGUAUCACGGGAACAAACUUGAAAGAUCAGCCGCCUGGCAGAGGUUUAUGUCUCGCCCAUAAAGGCUGGGAUUUACUGAGUACUUGGGAAAGACAAGACGAGAAAUGGUCUUGA